Parastagonospora nodorum SN15 is the source of this 360-nucleotide messenger RNA. RefSeq lists its product as hypothetical. The transcript is spliced from 3 exons. The record is from RefSeq and is a predicted model, not a curated record. The coding region runs from base 1 to 360 and encodes 119 amino acids. NCBI's taxonomy places the organism in Eukaryota, Fungi, Ascomycota, Dothideomycetes, Pleosporales, Phaeosphaeriaceae.
AUGACUUUCCAAAAUCGGUCCUCUUUCCUGGGUAUGCCAAUCGGUCGCGACUUUAUUCGUCCUCUCCAAGACAAUCACAACGACACUCGAUUUGAUCGCAUUUUCGUCGGCGCCACUCCGAUUUCCCAAGACACCUCCUCCUUGAUGAUCCCGAAAAGCGGCCUCUCCAAGCCUCCGAUGACUACGACUUUGCUUUCUAUCUCUGGAGUAUUCGGCGCAUCUAUUCCUCGCGAUGACAAGUCUGGCCGACCAGGCGAGUGCAACAUGCCUUCCGACAUCUUGACCGCUCUACGCGUUUGUAGCGAGACUCGAGUACAGAUCACCUUUCAACAUCUUGACCGUUCGGCGCAUGUCGAGUAA